UUUGAUUUGGCCAUCAUGGAAGCAAGAUUGACCGAAUUGUCGAUUGCGGCGCGCGUGACUGCCGUCGAAGAGGAGGUCCAAGCAUUCCUGAGGUCACUGGACACGCUGAAGAAGUCCACCACGCUCGCGCAACGCAACCACGAGCGCAAGAAGCUCUACAAAACCGAGGAAUUCAUUCGCUUGGACAUUGAGGACGAGCUGCUCAAGUUGCACGAGGUUCCGCCGACCGCGCCCGAUGCCCCCGUGCCAUCUGACGAGCUGUCUCAGUGUAAGGAUCCUCUGGUCGUGGGCUACGCCACGCGUUUGAAUGCCCUCCGCGCGCUCUUGACGUUGGAGAUUCAGCCGUCCAGCCAUACCAUCCUCGAAAAAGUGUACAUGUUUGUCCGAGCGGCGACGUUUGCGCUCGUCAUGUUUGGUGGGUUCUUUGUCGUGUGCUUUCUAGUGCCUCUCCGAUGGAUCCACCUGAUCUUGCGCCAAUUUGGUGUCCCCAACUACUACCUGCCCAUGGAUUGGAUCCAAACAACGUUCGGACUCGCGCUCUGCGUGGCGUCGGGCAUCCAGAUCUCGACCAACGACCGGGUCAACCUCACGAUGGAGACGACGAAGAACGAUCCGACGGUCGUCAUGUUCACGUACGUUUCCUCCCUUAUCAUCAUGCCGCAUUCCGUCGUCAUGCCUAGACACGGCUCCAACUUGGAUGGGUUGAUGAUCCAAGGCACGUCGCCGACGUCAUUGAAAUUCAUUGGCAAGAAGGCGCUGUUCAUGCUUCCCAUUGUGGGCUGGGGAUUCCGUUGGGGAUUUGGGAACAUUCCCAUCGAUCGAUCCAAUCGGGAAGCGUCCAAGCGAAGCCUCAAAGUGCUGGCUAAAGCCGUACUGGAAUACGGCCGAUCCGUGGCCAUCUCACCCGAAGGGUCGCGCUCCAAGACUGGACAGUUGCAAGACUUUAAGAAAGGGCCAUUCUACUUGCAAUCAGACGUCAACAAGUCCAUCACGCCGGCCAUCGUCCACGGCGCGUUCGAGCUAUGGCCGCCCGGCCGCAUCUUCACGUUGUCUGGCAAAGCGCAUGUGGACUACCUCCCUCAGUUCCAUGUCGACCCGCACAAGUCCCGCAACGCCAACCGCCUCGCGCUUCGCCGUGUGUACUUGACGGCAUUGGCGAAACCCGUGCCAGCGGACCUGUCGACAGCGCCAGACACGCCGCACGUUCUCAUGCAUGUGUGGAGCAUCAUGUGCCUGUGGGUCGUGAUCCCUGGCGCCGUCGCGGCCAUCUGCGGCGCCAUUUCCAGGCUCAGCACCGUCCUCGGCGUCUCCACGACGUCGGGCACGGCGCAAUUGGUGGCGUCUGUGAUGCUGGGGUUGGAAACAUUCAUGCAUUUUACAUGUUAACUAUAUACAGACACCGGCGGUCGUGAAUAUUACUACUAGUGAAAAUGUGUGACAACGUUACACCUCGUCCGCUUCGGCCAGUUCCUGCGACAGCGUGCGGGCUCGGUCGACCACGCUGUGGUUGGGGACGUCCACUGGGGGUGCUGCUACUGCCGCUGUUUCAGUGGCGGCGGCGGUGGCCACAUGGAGCGGCGGCUCCGCGGGGGAUGUCGUGGAUGAAAGUGAAAACACCCGCUGCGCGUCCACGACUUCAUUCGGCGGGGGGUCCUGCAGUUCGUCCUUGGCCAUCUCGGCCACAAACACAUUCGCGUCGGCAUACCCCUUGACGAUGUUGCCUGCAUGUUGGCUGCGUCGGAGGUACGCGCCUUCCAACUCGUAGAUUUGCCGCUCCAGUUGGGUCAAUUCUUCUUGUUCGUCGGAGCGUUUGCCCAUCCACGCUUUGAGUUCUUCGUCCAUCUUGCGGGUCUCCUCGUCCAUCUUUAACGCCGCCGCUGCGGUAGUACUAGUAAUCUCGUCGUCGUGUGCAUGUGGUAUCGAGUCAGUGGCGGCGGGUGGGUCGUGGUCGGCGUCCUCCUUACUCUUGGGGACGCUGACACCUCGUGGUGACCGUCGACGACGCACGGCACCCGCCUGUGUCUCGUUGGUCGAUUCGUGUGUGUCUAUCUCGACCGGUUUGCCGUGUCGUGAAGGUCGUCGUGGUGUGGUCGAUUUGGCGACCUUGGACUUCUUGGACGGCGGCGGCAGCUUCGCGGGGGACUCGACAACUUUACGCUUGGCAGCAGACGUGGGGGACCCGGUGUUGCCGCCGCACGUACACGAACACUUUGAACACGCCGUGCACUCUGCGCACCGCCGCGCUUUGCAUCUACAUGUAAGCUUCGCCCACACCUUUGCUGGUCCGUUGGUCGUCGACAUGGUUUCUGGUUCGGAUACGGAUGGGUGGUUAUCCGGACGUUGGGGCGAUGGGGUGCGAGACAGCGGAGUGGUGGCAUCAUCGUCCGGCGAAUUCUUCGCAGGUUGUUUCGGUAGUUCUGGCUCGAUGUUGCGGGUCGCACGACGUCUACUGGCAACCGUGUUGGACGUGAAGUUGCCUUCCGAGGACAUGGGAGACUGAGGCACUGGCGACUUCUUCGCUCCAUCGAGUGGACGCAGCGGGCGUUGUGGCGGGCCAUUGCAAUAGCAUUGGCACUUGACACACUGCUGACAGUCAGAACAUCGGCGUGACUUGCAUCUACAUUUGACGACCGUCGCCGUCUUGAUCUUGGAGGGCUUCGUGGACUCGCGGGCAGCCUGCACGGCCGAGUCCAUCGCCUCAACUACUCGAGUGGUUUGAAUGAGCUUCAUUCUGCGCUGCUCUCUGCAGUUUUACUGGAAGCAAGAAUCCGGAUAGUUGAACAACCGGACAUAACGGUCUAAAAAC
Aphanomyces astaci is the source of this 2806-nucleotide messenger RNA. RefSeq lists its product as hypothetical. NCBI's taxonomy places the organism in Eukaryota, Oomycota, Saprolegniomycetes, Saprolegniales, Verrucalvaceae. Gene Ontology annotation, biological process: phosphatidic acid biosynthetic process. The transcript has 4 exons. Bases 16 to 1386 code for a protein of 456 amino acids. Gene Ontology annotation, molecular function: 1-acylglycerol-3-phosphate O-acyltransferase activity. The record is from RefSeq and is a predicted model, not a curated record.